AUGGCCGGUGUCAUGGUAGGGUCAAUUGUCUCAGGACAGAUCGGGGAGUGUUAUGGUCGGAAAACGAACAUGUAUCUGUGGAACUUGCUCCUGGCUAUCACUAACAUUGUUGCUGUGUUUUCGUGCAGCUGGAGAAUUUGUCAAAUGUACCCAUUCGAAUUUGCGACUGCAAAAUGGCGAGCAUUUAUAUCUGGGUUCCCGAACUGGAAUGUUGGAUGCGUUACAUUUGAUGUGUGUGUGUAUGUCUUAAAAGACUGGAAGAACAUUCACAUAGCUACCGCGGUGCUUUGUGGGCUGGCCAUGUUACCCAUGGUAUGGGUGCCGGAAAGCCUCAGGUGGUUGGCAGUUCAUGGGAGGGCACAAGAAGCGCAGAAUGUGGCUCCGAAAAUGUGCAGGAUCAACGGAAAACCAAUGCAAGAGAAUGACGUCAUUGACUUCUCUGGGUGUGAGGGAGAUGAAGCGGACAAACACGCUACAUUUAUCCAUAUAUUUCGACGAAGUCUCGUCAGAAAGACCAUACUUUCUUGUUUGAUUUUCUUCUUUUUGUCAAUCAUGUAUUAUGCCAUUGGCUUCGAUAUUGGGUCUCUCUUUGGUGAUUUUUAUCUGAACUUCAUUCUGUACACAGCCAUCAAGAUCCCAGCCUUCCCCAUUGUUCCUCUCCUUGGGAAUGCAUUGGGCAGACGAUUGGGUUCGGUAAUCUUCCUGGCUGCCGCUUUCUUAGCCUCCUUGACUGUUGUAGUUCUCAGCUUCAGCAUACAAGGUGAUUCUUCAGGGAAUAUUAUGACUGCUUUGACUCUUACAACCUCAUUGUUUGUGGGUCUCGGCUGGGAUUUAGUUGUACCGUUUGUCAUAGAACUGUUCCAAACCCGUGUUCGUUCUCUGGCUUUUUCAUUUAGCCUCUCAACUGCCAGAUUUGGCGGCAUUAUGGCUCCUUUUAUACUACCACGCGAUAUGACGAAUAUGUUUGUUUCGUUUCUGGUUUUUGCUGGACUCGCCUUAAUCUGCUGUGUUAUGAUCCUUGCUCUCCCUGAGACGAACAACCGCGGUUUAGAUGACGUCAUGGAAACUGAGGUCCGCAGAGACGAACGUAAGGUGUCCAAUAAAGAAGAAACAUUAAGUAAGGAUCUUCUGGAAAAUACGGGGAUAUCACCUGGAUCACAGCGUUAG
This is a messenger RNA of Aplysia californica (California sea hare), 1167 nucleotides long. Its product is annotated as solute carrier family 22 member 7-like. NCBI's taxonomy places the organism in Eukaryota, Metazoa, Mollusca, Gastropoda, Aplysiida, Aplysiidae. The coding region runs from base 1 to 1167 and encodes 388 amino acids. The record is from RefSeq and is a predicted model, not a curated record. Gene Ontology annotation, biological process: transmembrane transport. The transcript is spliced from 2 exons. Gene Ontology annotation, molecular function: transmembrane transporter activity. Gene Ontology annotation, cellular component: membrane.